Messenger RNA from Naegleria gruberi, 2229 nucleotides. RefSeq lists its product as uncharacterized. The coding region runs from base 1 to 2229 and encodes 742 amino acids. NCBI's taxonomy places the organism in Eukaryota, Heterolobosea, Eutetramitea, Acrasida, Naegleriidae. The record is from RefSeq and is a predicted model, not a curated record. The transcript is spliced from 5 exons. Gene Ontology annotation, cellular component: eukaryotic translation initiation factor 2B complex. Gene Ontology annotation, molecular function: translation initiation factor binding; guanyl-nucleotide exchange factor activity; translation initiation factor activity. Gene Ontology annotation, biological process: biosynthetic process.
AUGAAAAAGACUAAAAAGACUGGUGGUCCAGUCAAGACUGAAGAUGUUUUAAAGGCGGUCGUUUUGGCCGACUCUUUCACAAAGGAAAUGAGACCAAUUACAUUAUCUAAACCAAGAUGUUUACUUCCAGUUAAUAACAUUCCUAUUAUCGAAUAUAUUUUGGAGUUGUUAGCUUCAUCAGGAGUAAAAGAAAUUUAUGUUUAUUGUUGCCACGGAGCCGAUGAAAUUAAACGUUAUUUGGAAACAUCAAACAAGUGGAAACAAUCACCAAAAGCAACAAGUGCUGAUAUUAAAGUAUCUACCAUUGUUGGAACUGAUGCCAAAUCUGCUGGUGAUGCUCUCAGAAGAAUUGCUGAUAUGGAUUUAAUUAGAAAUGAUUUUAUUUUAAUUCAAGGAGAUGUGAUUAGUAAUAUUAAUCUUGCACCAAUUGUGGAAAGACACAAAGCUGAAAGAAAAUUAGAUUCCAACAUUUUGGCAACAACAAUUUUCCGUAAAUGUACUCCAGAUACUGUUAGAUUCUAUGAAGAUAAUGAUUCUGUUUGGAUUGCUGUCUCUGAAAAGAGUAAACAAUUAUUACAUUAUGAAAAUGAAAAGAAGGAAAAUCUUGAUUUUAAGAUUGAAACUCGUCACUUUAAACAAACAAAAGAUAAUAUUAGAAUUUAUUCUGACGUUAUGGAUUGUAGAAUUGAUAUUUGUUCUCCUGAAAUUCUUCCUGUUUUCCAAGAUCAAUUCGAUUACAAGCAUUUAAGAAAUGAUUUAUUCCAAAAAUAUGUUCUCCACAAAUCGGAAGUUGUUGAACAUAAGGUCAUUGCUUAUAUUGAUGAUAAUGGAUAUACUGGUAGAGUUUGUAAUCUCAAUUCAUAUGAAAGUAUUAGCAUGGAUCUUAUCAAUAGAUGGAUGUAUCCUAUCACUCCAGAUUCUAAUUUUUCUGGAACUACUUCAUUCAGAUAUUCAAGACCAAAUAACUAUUAUGAAUCAAACAUUUCUCUCUCAAAGAGUUGUGUGAUUGGAGAAAAUUGCUUAAUUGGAAGUGGAACAAUAAUUGGAGAAAAUACCAAGAUCAAAGCAACAGUAAUUGGUAAAAAUGUUCAAAUUGGUAAUAAUGUUCAAAUUGAGGCUAGUUUUAUUUGGGAUAAUGUUAUUAUUGAAGAUAAUGUAAAGAUCACAUCAUCUCUCAUUUGUGAUAAUGUCAAAGUGUGUACAAACUCUGUAUUGGAAACCGGUGCUGUACUUUCAUAUGAUGUUGUUAUUGGACCAGAUUUUACUGUCAAAUCUCAUCACAGAUUAACAACUAUUGAAUAUGAUAAGGAUGAAUAUUCCAAUCAAGAAGAAGAAGUUUCAUUUGAUGAUGCCUUUGAAAAUGAAAGAAAAAGUAUCAACCUGGUUGCCAAAAAAGUUGUCAAUAACAAGAAUUAUGUUGGUGUUAAUGGUGUGGGUUCUUUGCACGUUUUGCCAUCCUUCUUGAGCGAUCAAUUAAUUAACAGAUUGGGAGUUUCUCAAGCUGAUGCUGAUAAACUUGAAUCAGAUAUGGCUUUGCGUGAUAAAGUUGUUAAGCCAACCAAACAACAUCAUGAAGAUAUCGAUGAUGCUAAUUUCUUUGAUGAGGUUAGAGCCAGUAUUAGAAGAUCAAUAGACGAAAAUCACAGCAUUGAAAAUGCAAAACUUGAACUUAAUGGUCUCAAGUUUACCUAUGACAGCAGCUUUGAAGAUAUCGCCAUUGGUUGUCUCACUGGUAUUUUAGUUUAUUGUGACACAAUUUCAAAGAAGGAUGACAUUACUGAUUUCCUUUCUAAGUUUAUUGAUGUAUUGACUGGAAAAGAUGGAAAGAGAUGUUGGAUGGAAGUGCUCGAACACUUCUUAAAGUUGGGCGUAAAGAAAUCUAGAGUUUUACUCUUAACCCACUUGUUAUACUUUGUAGCUAGCGAUGAAGGUGUUAAGUAUCGUCCAGCACUUAUCACAAUAGUGAAGAUUUUAAAUGUACAAGAACUUGUGGAUAAUGAUACUGUUAUUGAAUGGUAUGACGAACAUUUGGAUGAAGAAAGUAUGAAACCAAUUUUGGCUCUUUGUAAAGAAUAUGUAAAUGAACUAGAAGAAGGUUCUGAAGACGAAGAUGAAGAAGAGGAAGAAGAGGAAGAAGAGGAAGAAGAAGAGGAAGACGAUGAAGAAGAGGAAGAAGAAGAGGAAGAAGAAGAGGAGGAGGAAGAGGAAGACGAUGAAGAAGAGGAUUAA